Gilbertella persicaria is the source of this 1552-nucleotide messenger RNA. RefSeq names its product P-loop containing nucleoside triphosphate hydrolase protein. NCBI's taxonomy places the organism in Eukaryota, Fungi, Mucoromycota, Mucoromycetes, Mucorales, Choanephoraceae. Bases 116 to 1195 code for a protein of 359 amino acids. The transcript has 2 exons. Gene Ontology annotation, cellular component: cytoplasm. The record is from RefSeq and is a predicted model, not a curated record.
AAUAUAGACUAUUUUUUUUUUGUCUCCUUCCUUCCUCUCUGUCUCUCUCUCUCUCUCUCUCUCUUUUUUUUUCUUUUUCUCAUAACGCCCUUUUUUCUCUCUUCAAGUUUCGGAUAUGUCAUCGACACAAUAUGGGAUGCUACCACAGACAAAAGAGUCUUUAGACCAUAUCCUAAGACACUAUGAAGCAUUUAAGCAAGAUAUACACGCCAAGGGUUUACCUAUCCAACCCAUGCUGGUGGGUGUAUCUGGUUGCCAAGGCAGUGGCAAGACUACGCUUUGUGAUACACUGACUCAUUUAUUAAAGGAAACAUACCAUUUAAAUGCCAUCAACUUCUCUUUGGAUGAUUUCUAUCUGACGCAUCAAGAGCAACUCAAACUCAGCCAGACAUACCCGGAUAACCCAUUGUAUCAACAGCGAGGACAAGCAGGUUCUCAUGAUUUAGAGUUACUAUGCAAGACACUGUACAAUGUAAUCCACACAAACGAUAAAGUAGCCAUACCAGUCUAUGAUAAAUCCAUGUUUGGAGGAGCAGGUGACCGAUCGAGUUACAAAUAUCCUCAGGGACCAUUUGAUAUUGUCCUAUUUGAAGGUUGGAUGCUUGGGUUCAAAUCCUUACCAGAACAUGUAUUAUCCAACUUCAAAGUCAAUCUAGACCAUGUCAGGGUCAUGAACAAGGCAUUGCGUUCUUACGAGCAGCAAGUGUAUCCAUUUCUUGAUAUAUUUAUUCACUUGUCACCUCAACAUAUAAGUCAGGUUUAUGAAUGGCGAUUACAGCAGGAGCAACACAUGAAGACUACCCGGGGUGUAGAUGGAUUAUCGGAUGAUGCUGUGCGGUUAUUUGUCGACACUUAUAUGCCUGCUUAUGAAAUGUAUCUGCCUCGAUUAAAUCAAGUAGGGUUUUAUGGAAAGGGAUUGUAUGGUGAACCGAUUGAGCCUUACGAAGGUAUGUUUAGGCAAGAUAAAGGGUACAGCCAACCUGGUAGACACUUGAAAGUGAUAUUGGAUCAAGGUCGUCGAGUGGUUGAGAGUAUAACCUUACGAGAGCCCAUUGUACAACCUAAACGUACUUUACUCAAUCAAAUAAUGUCUAAAAAAUCAGUUUAUCGUAUGGGAUUGAUUGGUUUGAUAGGCUUUAUUGGCUAUCGGUCAAGAAGAUCCAUUUUCCAUCUUUUUCUCAAGUUUUUUGAAUAAAUUCAGUAGGUUUCUUAUGCGCCACACCUUUUUUUUCUUACGAACAACACCCUAUCGGACAUGAUUAAACCAAAAUUCGCAAAGUGCCGGAUAGAGAGGGAAUGACACAAACAUAGAUAGAGAAGGAGCGGUCCUGAAAAAUAUAAAAUGCAUAAAUGUGUUUUUGUUUCUUGAUGGCAGACACUUCGUCCACUCCAAAAAGAAGCAUGAAUGUGUACAUUUUGACAAUAUAGCUGCUAUUAGUUUUUUGGUGUCUCUAUUCUUUUUGUCUUGUUCUAUAAUAUUCUUUGCUAACAGUGUCCUUUAGCCAUCCUCUUACUACCCGGUACUCUGCGAAUCUCAGUUUGAACAUGUCCG